AUGCCCCUUUACCACGCAAAGCCACCAGUCGAACCCCAACAUGUCGAACGGAAAGCCCUCUACACCGAUCUCCAAGCCCGCGUACAUUAUCUGCAGAAGUUCCUAGAGUUCAGCGCCGACGAUGUCGCCGCUCUGAACAAAGGGUCCAAGUAUAUCAAGGCGCUGGCGCCUGCCCUGAUCGACCGCGUCUACGUCAAGCUCCUGGAGAAUGAUAUCACGGCGCGGGUCUUUCGCACGCGCAGCACCGCCUCCGAGGAUGAAGUCGCCAACUAUCCCACCUUCGACAGCCCGUACAUCCAGCGUCGCCGCAUGUUCCUGCGCUGGUACAUGACCAAGCUGUGCACCGACCCCACCAAGCCGGAAUUCUACGAGUACCUCAACACA
Aspergillus caelatus is the source of this 384-nucleotide messenger RNA. RefSeq names its product protoglobin family protein. The annotation marks the transcript as partial. The transcript is spliced from 2 exons. Gene Ontology annotation, molecular function: heme binding; oxygen binding. NCBI's taxonomy places the organism in Eukaryota, Fungi, Ascomycota, Eurotiomycetes, Eurotiales, Aspergillaceae. The record is from RefSeq and is a predicted model, not a curated record.